Molecule: messenger RNA, 2062 nt
Organism: Quercus lobata
Lineage: Eukaryota; Viridiplantae; Streptophyta; Magnoliopsida; Fagales; Fagaceae
Product: Protein kinase superfamily protein
Exons: 10
Coding region: 77-1873 (598 amino acids)
Biological process (GO): protein phosphorylation
Molecular function (GO): ATP binding; protein kinase activity
Source: RefSeq, a predicted model, not a curated record
UCAUAAAAUCCAAUAACUGAAAUUCUCUGCACGAACUCAACUGAACUAAAACCUGUCGGCCAAUUUGCAAUUGACAAUGAUCCCUUCUGCACCUUCUAAAAUACUCAUAGGCCUCUCAUUAGACUCAGAUGACAGCAAAGAAGCUCUCUCAUGGGCAAUCAGAGUCCUAGCCCAUCCAAAUGACACCAUUGUUGCCAUACACAUUCUUGUUGGUGAUGAGAAGAAGAAGCAUGAGUUGGCAAAGAAAAAGCAAUCAAAAUUUCGCCAGGCUAAAGCCUAUGUCAUAUCUGUUCUUGGAGAAUUUGCCCAGACUUGCCAGUCUAAGCAGGUAAAUUUGGAAGCUAGAGUGGGUUUCAGCCCCAGUGUUGGAAAAGGUUUGAUUGAGGAAGUGAAAUCCAGUUCAGCUAACAUUCUUCUUCUUCGUGGCUCAAGAAACAGUACAAAUAGGUAUUGCUUUAAGCAUGCCCCAGAUAGCUGUACAUUGGUUUCAGUUGGAAAAUGUGGAAGAGCUCAACAAUAUCUAGAUACAUAUUCUCCAAAUUCUGAAGAAAGUUAUCAAUCUAGCUUAAGGUGGUCAAAGGGGAAUAUUCAUAGUGACAGGGCAGCCUCCCCUGAUCAAAACCCUGUUUUCUUGGACAACAAGAAAGACAACCAUUCACCAACAACUAUACUAGAUGAACUUAGGGGAGAAUCUUACAGCACAGAAGAUGAUACUUCUAGCUCUGGGGACACAAGCAACACGGAGUCUCCUCCUCUUGCUUCCAAGUUUAAGAUCCAAUCCAAGACAAGGAAGCAGCAGCUGUCUCCGUACAAACUUAUUGCCUCAUUCUUUGGUUCUCCAUUAAGGAAAAGAAAUGUUAGUUUAUCCAACAAAGAAAUGAAGCAGCCUUUGAUUAAGUGCUUCAGCUUUGAGGAAAUCUCCAAUGCUACAAACAACUUCCACCAAGAUUAUAUAGUAGGCCAGGGCGGGUAUUCAGAAGUAUAUAGAGGUGAUCUUUCUGAUGGAAAAACCAUUGCAGUGAAGAGGUUGGCCAAGGACAACAAGGAUGCUAAAAAGGAGAAAGAGUUCCUCACAGAAUUGGGUAUAAUUGGACAUGUAUCCCAUCCUAAUACAGCUGACUUGCUUGGGUGCUGUUUUGAAAAUGGACUCUACCUAAUUUUCAAUUUCUCCCAAAAUGGAAAUUUGUCAACUGCAUUGCAUGGUAAAACAUGCAAGUCACUUGAGUGGUCAAUUAGAUAUAAGAUUGUCAUUGGAAUUGCAAAGGGUCUGCAUUAUCUUCAUGAAUGUUGCAAGCAUCGAAUAAUACAUCGUGACAUAAAGGCUUCAAAUGUCCUUCUUGGUCCAGAUUAUGAACCCCAGAUUACUGACUUUGGGCUUGCAAAGUGGCUUCCUAACAAAUGGACUCACCAUGCUGUGAUUCCAAUUGAGGGUACAUUUGGGUACCUAGCACCAGAGUACUUCAUGCAUGGAAUUGUGGAUGAAAAGAUUGAUGUUUUUGCAUUUGGGGUUCUUCUUUUAGAGAUCAUCACUGGGCGGACGCCUGUGGAUUCAUCAAUGCAAAAUAUCCUGCUUUGGGCCAAGCCUCUUAUGGAGUCAGGAAACCUUGCCCAACUAGCUGAUCCAAAAAUGAAAGGCAAAUAUGAUGUGGAACAGUUGCAUAGAGUAGUGCUAACAGCUUCUUACUGUGUAAGACAGUCCUCAGCAUGGCGUCCAUCAAUGAGUGAGGUGUUGGAGCUUCUAACCAAUGGCCAUGACUCUGGGGUUGCAAAGAGCUGGAGGAUUCCCAAGUUUACCUCAGAUGAGUUGGAUGAUUACUCCAUGGUUUUUGGAUAUGAUGUUCCAUCAGAUAUUUCUCUGGAGGAUUAUUUAUGAGUACAUAGGUCAAUUUUUAUUUCUCUUUUUUCCCAUCUGAUGAUUUUUGAGUUUCUUGUGACAGGAGAAUCAUAUAGUUUGACUAAGAAUUAAAUCAAAAGCUGGCUGCUUAUUUGUAACUUAUGUAUUUUGAAGUCCUGGAUUGGAGGUUAUGUAGAGUACAAAAGUUUCAAAGAUUUCUUUGUUUGU